Messenger RNA from Andrographis paniculata, 2738 nucleotides. RefSeq names its product protein ANTI-SILENCING 1. Gene Ontology annotation, molecular function: chromatin binding; RNA binding. The coding region runs from base 365 to 2479 and encodes 704 amino acids. Lineage: Eukaryota; Viridiplantae; Streptophyta; Magnoliopsida; Lamiales; Acanthaceae. The transcript is spliced from 13 exons. The record is from RefSeq and is a predicted model, not a curated record.
ACAAGCGGGGCUUUAGCUUUAGGGCGGACGGAGAAGCCUAAGCUGAAGGAAAAGGAACAGUCGCCUGCGGAAUUCAAUUUUAUCCAACUUCUGCGAGAGACGAGAGCUAUUAGGUGAUCGAGGGUUCGAUUCGACGAAUUGCAGGUUGUGGGACACUCACUUGGAGUGCCCAACACUAGGGUUUACGGUCCCUGCCAUUGUUUUCAAGUUAUCGUCUGGGCGAGGUACAGAGGGUUUGGAGUUAGAGACGGGGCUCUUUUAAAUGGGAAUUUCGUAUUGAUGAGUUUUCUGAACCAUGGGCUUCUGUGAAAUGUCAUAUGGUCUUUUAAUAGAACUGUAAUGAUUCUGGCAUACAGUCGAAGUCAUGUCUUAUAGGAAAGAAGGGGAAAGAGACGAUAAUCUUGAGUUCAAGUGGCUUAAGAAAAGAGGGAUUGGUGGGAAAAAGAAAGAUGUACGGUUCUAUGAGUCAUUUACUUAUGAUGGGGUGGAUUAUGCAUUAUAUGAUUGUGUAUAUAUGCAUAAGGAAGGUGAACCCGAGCCUUAUAUUGGAAAACUUGUUAAGAUUUGGGAAACUUCUGACAAGUCUAAAAAGAUAAAAGUUCAAUGGUUCUUUCGACCAUCGGAAAUUGCUUAUUAUCUCAAAGAUGCUGAUGUUUUGGUGAAUGAGUUAUUUCUUGCUUCGGGUGAUGGCAUUGGUGUGGUGAAUCUCAAUCCCCUGGAAGCUAUUGCUGGGAAGUGCAAUGUUGUUUGCACUUCAGACGAUCCUAGAAACCGACAACCUUCAGCUGAAGAACUUAAAAUGGCACAUUAUGUCUUUUACCGCACCUUUGAUGUUAAAAGCUGUACAAUAUCUGAUCAGAUGGGGGACACAGUUGGUGGGCUUGAAGUUAAAUUUGUUUUUAAUCGAAGAGAGAGCAUCUGUAGCGUCGACAUGUCUAAAAAUGUUUCAAGCAUGAAGGGUGAGGCAAGAACUCCCAUUACUUGUGAGGAGACAACAAAGCUUUUGGGUGAAGAUACAAACAGUGUCCAUGGUAAUCUGGUUGCUGGUGCCCCUCUGUCAAAUGCUAAACUGAAGUUUGAACGUCUACAAUAUUCUGUGGAGUCUGGGAAAGACAUGAAGCCUUCUGAAACUGCAAGUUUGUACGAAGAGAAGACGACCAAAGAGACAACAAGAUCUGGGCAGACUGUGGAAGCUGUUAGGCUAGAAAGGGAUACUAAAUUGAAAGAAGUUUCGAGUGUUUUGGCUGGAAAAUCACCAGAAUCAAACAUGAUUGAAAAUUCAGAAUCUGCACAAUCAAAAGAUUCUGGCUCUAAGCGUAAAAAUCUUAGUGUUUGUGCAGAAACACCUACGGCGGCUAAUCUUGUUUCACCUCAUGAAACAAUGAGGUCAUUGAAAGCCAAACUUUCACCUAGUGAAAAACCAAAAUCAGAAUUCGAGAGAUCUGAUAAAGUCGAAAAAAUAGGCAAAAGUUCUUAUGCCGCAAAGAAAGAAUUGAAGACUGACAAUGACCUAUCCAAGGAAAAGUCAAAAUCUGGAUUUGAUGUGGCCAAAGAUAAAUCAUUAGCUAAGGAUGCAAAUCCAAUGGAUGGGUUUCCUCAGAAGAAAGCAAAAGUCGAAGAUUCUUCCCAAAUAACAAAAGAUGAUGGGGAUGACAAAAACUUGAAAGAAAAAGCAUAUGCCGGUAAAAUGAAAAAGUUGUCAUCAUUUGGGAUUCCUUACGAAAAUAAGGAAAAACCCACAGUUGGCAAGGAGGAUUUGAUUGAAUGUCGUUACGAGAAGGUGGGGAAGCUUUCUAAUGAUAGGUUGACUAGUGCGGCAUUGGGGGAUGGUGACAAAAAGGUUGGAUACAAAACAUUUGAAGUCACUCGAAGGCCAAUUGCCGAAACAAGUAAUUGGAUAAAAUUGUCUUGGGAGGAAAAAAUGAAAAGGGCCCAUGAUCAAGGAAGAUUGAUUUUACUACAGAACUUCGAUCCAGAAUACACUUCAGGAGACAUAGAGGAUAUUAUUUGGAGUGCAUUUAAGGAACAUUGUACCGCUAAAGUGGUGCAACAUACUGCUAUUUCUAAUCCUCACUCUGGCCAAGCUUUUGUCAUAUUUAAGCUGAGGGAUGCUGCGGACAAAGUAGUUAGAAAACUAAAUGAUGAAUGCUUAAUGCUACCAAACCAGAGGCCAUUGGUUGCAUCCACCGGAUAUUUUCCCAAGUUGUUCGAAAAGCAUAUUACAUUUGUUGGUCAUUUGGCUAUUGACAAAGCUAGGCGUCAAAUACAAAGGGAAUUGAAAGAAGCUGUGUCUACCUCUCAUUACUCUCAGAACAACACAAUCGAAUAUGAGAUGGCAUUGGCAUGGUGCUUGUUGCAGUCAAAAUCCGAUAAAUGGUGGGAGAAGCUUUAUGAGCAACAAUGGAAGGAGUUAAAGAAACUCAUGAAUGAACUCAAGUCGAAAUCAAAGUGUUCAUCUAUAUUCAGCACAGCGGUCUGAAUUUGCUGCUUACUUCAGUCCCUGGUUCCAAUUUUGGACUCGGUUUGCUUCUCACCCCUGGCAUUAUGAAAAUUCUUUCUAGAAGCUUUGGUGUAUGCUCCAUGUACAUACAUACAACAACAGUAAGCAUUAGCCUGUCUAAUUUCCCUUUGUCAUGCUUACCAAACAGACUUUCUGAUGGAACAAAACUCGAAUCUGAGUUCCCGUGCUCAAUAUAAAUGUAAAAUAGGGGAGAGUGGCCUUUAUCUUAUUGACUUCA